Molecule: messenger RNA, 3114 nt
Organism: Aphanomyces invadans
Lineage: Eukaryota; Oomycota; Saprolegniomycetes; Saprolegniales; Verrucalvaceae
Product: STE/STE11 protein kinase, variant 2
Exons: 9
Coding region: 24-854 (276 amino acids)
Biological process (GO): protein phosphorylation
Cellular component (GO): cytoplasm
Molecular function (GO): ATP binding; protein serine/threonine kinase activity
Source: RefSeq, a predicted model, not a curated record
GACCGUUUCAGAAAGACGCCGAGAUGGGCACAGGGCCGUCGGGGCUGCCGUCGCGGGGAAAGCUGCGGAAUAUUAUCCUGCUUCGACUUCACCACUUGCUCGUGGAUCGUCAGGAAUGCCUCGAGUCGUGGCUCGUGCACGCAUUUCAGAAGCUAGACCUUAGCAACAUGGGCUACGUUCCUUUGGACGCUAUCUUCUCCAUAGUCGAAAGCAUGGGGGGAAGUGGCUCAGGCAAGAAGACUGUUCCUGUCACGAGGGAGGAAUGUCGCCGAGUUGCUACUGCAUUUGACUUUGAUGCAAAUGGACGGUUCCAUUACAUGCGAUUCAUUUGGUUCGUGCUGCCUCCUGGGAAGAUGUUCAUCAGGGAAGAGAAGGCGGUGGGAAUCCACGGCAUCUUCCACACUUCCAGAGGAACAUGGGACGUCGGCCAAUUGCCAAUCACCAUCAAACGCCUCGAGAUGAACCAGCAGAUGCUCGAGCUUGUCGACGACCUCCGCAUUCAAAUAUCAUUGCUCGCAACGCUGGCCCACCCAAACCUGCUGCGAUACGUCGGCAGUACCAUGUCCGACUUGACGUUAUGGGUCUGUCAAGAGUGGAGCGAGGCUUCCUCCAUACGCACCAUUCUGGGUGCGUUCGGCCGCAUGAGCGAGCCAACGAUUCGGCGGUACAUCGUCCAAGUCGUCGAGGGCCUCCAGUUUCUGCAUGCAAAUAGCGUUCUACACCGGUAUAGCUGCUGUACAAUGCAGACACUGAUCAAUGCUGCAGGGAGAUUCACGGCGAGUCAACUCGUAUCGACACGGCGGGAUUGGUCAAGAUGGGGGAGUUCGCAGUCGGCCCAUCCCUUCGAGCAUUGAACGCUGGAUCCCACAAUUUCAACGACACUCUCUAUGCAAAGUUCCCCCCGCCUGAGCUCAAGCAAAGUUCAAGUGCGUGGGGCACCAAGGCCGACGUGUGGAGCGUGGGGUUGCUGGCGCUCGAGGUGGGCCUUCGCUCGCAACUCUAGCCUCGACAAGGGUAGCCGUAGAUGCUGUUUGGGACGGCGAUUUUGAACGCGCCCAUGUCAACCCAGCCACCCAUGCCCGAGACAGUGUCUCCAGCAUUUCGGGCGUUUUUAGUGCACUGCUUCGAGGUACGAAUUCGAAUGUAAAUGGGUUGGUGAGUUGUCGAGCUGUAGGUGAACCCUCGGGACCGCGCAACGGCAGAAGAGCUGACGCUGCACCCGUUCUUUCAAACGGAAGAGGACUCGAGUUGCAUGUUUUCGGAGGUCUCCCACUCGACGAUGAAGAUGGUUCAGAGCGCCAUGCCGACGUUCUUCGACUCGUCAUGAUGCCCUUGUCACACGGAGACACUCGGCGCGUGUUGAUAAAUAAUACGAGCUAUUCCAAAGUAGGCUUGGACUGGCGAAGCUGGUUGAGCCAGGCGAGGACUUUGGCCGCGGACGGUCGGUCGUCUGGGUUGUACGCCAAGCAUCUCUGGGCAAUGAGGUAGAUGCAGGGCGGACAUGAUCGCGUGAACUCUGGCUUGAGUUCACCUGCGACCACAAGCAUCGCGAUGCGGGCUUUCGCGACAUCGACGGCCUUGGACGAGUCGUCGAUGGACUGUCGACGGCGGACGGACGAAUACGGCACUUCCAGCGUGUCCAUUUCAGAAAGCAGCACCCCGAGCGAGUACAUGUCUGCCUUGGCAGAGUACCGCACGCCCUUGAGAAUCUCUGGCGCGAUCCACGCCACCGUUCCAAUCUCGGCCGUCAUCGUUUCGUCACCGUCGUUCGUGCAAGACCGCGACGUCCCAAAGUCGGUCAACUUGGCCUUGUAGGAAGGACCGAGCAUCACGUUCUUUGCCUUGAGAUCCCGAUGAAUGAUAUCUUGACUGUGGAGGUACGCCAACGCUAGCACAACAUCCCGCAGGAGCCGCUCCUUGGACACUUGGCAAGACACAUCCAAGAGGCCUGCCGACGGAUCCGUCGGUCGUGCCACAUCCGCUGCGGUCGAUUCGACGGACCAAUUCAAGCGGAAGUGCGCCGCAAUGUUCCACGGAAGGGCAUGCGACCGGCGGUCUUGCUGCAGCAGUGUCCACAGGUCGCCGUGAGACAUGUACUCGUUCACCAUCGAUAAGUUAAGCAGACUCGUCCACGUGUAGCCGUAGAAAGCCACGAUAUUGGGAUGCUGCAGCCGACUGUUGAGCCGGAUUUCGUCCAUAAAGUCCUCGAUGUUGUGAAUGUGGGCUAGUUUCUCCGGGAGCAGCCGCUUCAUUGCAACUUGGACGGCCGGCCCUUUGUCUGGCUUCCACGUACCCAGGUAGACAACGCCGUAGCCACCGCGAGCAAGCAGUCGCUCUCUCGACACUGCUGCCGACGGGAUGCGGAACGCUAUGCACAUGCUCAGCCAUCGAACGGGACAGUGCACGUACGGAUGAAGGUCGGGUCGAAUCGAAUGUCGUUAAAGAGUUCGGUGCUGUCAACCAGAGUCGGGCGAUUGCCGGGGGUUCCUUCGCGGUGCCACACUUGGUCUUCAUUCAACCGUACCCUGCGCUUCCACUCCAACCAGACGGCGACGGACGCGAUGACGAGGGCCGCACAGAACACGACAAUCGAAAUGUACAGCGUCCCAAGACGGGAAUCUUCCUGUUUGAUGGGGAAUAGCAAUUCAUCUGCAGCAGUGUCCAGCACUAUAUAGACGGGAAGGGACCCCGCCGAGUCGCAGGACCGACCAGAGCACUCCAGAAGAGGAUACGAAGCAUUUGCAUAUGGACACAUGGCCGGGUCGUUGAUGCGUCCAUACGUUUUAAAGUGAUCAAGCAUUUUCUUGGUGGCAGUGAUUCGUUUCAGCGGGUUGCGACCGAUGCACCUACACGUCGAUCCAGGAGGGGUCCAUAAGCCAUUCGGUCUUACAGGUGCUGCAAGGUCGGGGUGAAGCGAAGGAACAAGACUUGAAUGUUGUUGCCGUCCAGGUACCUGCCACACACCUCAUCAGGGAAAUGGGAUGACGAGGGACCACACACAGAGUCGUCAAAAGAGGCGGCCAUUUCACUUUGGUUGUGUCAGAGAUAUUGUUGGCCGAGAGGUCCCUGUCUCGUGCGGUGUAGAGGCUGCUCGACAGGCGAGGUCAACACGUA